Molecule: messenger RNA, 2798 nt
Organism: Mandrillus leucophaeus (drill)
Lineage: Eukaryota; Metazoa; Chordata; Mammalia; Primates; Cercopithecidae
Gene: MPHOSPH8
Product: M-phase phosphoprotein 8
Exons: 14
Coding region: 99-2678 (859 amino acids)
Cellular component (GO): cytoplasm; nucleus
Molecular function (GO): protein binding
Source: RefSeq, a predicted model, not a curated record
GCCGCCGAUGUGGAGUAGGGCCGAGCGCGGAACGCGAGGAGCUGCUGGGGUGUGUGUGUCGCAGCGGGUUUUCCACGGCGGUUUGCGGAGCUGCCGAGAUGGAGCCGGUUGCGGAGGGAGCGAGUGUGACCGCAGUCCCUGUGACAGCUGCCGACAGCACGGAGGAGUUGGCCGAAGUCGAAGGAGUUGGAGUCGUGGGCGAGGAUAAUGACGCAGCCGCGAGAGGAGCGGAGGCCUUUGGCGACAGCGAGGAGGACGGCGAGGAUGUGUUCGAGGUGGAGAAGAUCCUGGACAUGAAGACCGAGGGGGGUAAAGUUCUUUACAAAGUUCGCUGGAAAGGCUAUACGUCGGAUGACGAUACCUGGGAGCCCGAGAUUCACCUGGAGGACUGUAAAGAAGUGCUUCUUGAAUUUAGGAAGAAAAUUGCAGAGAACAAAGCCAAAGCAGUCAGGAAGGAUAUUCAGAGACUGUCCUUAAAUAACGACAUCUUUGAGGCGAACUCUGAUAGCGAUCAGCAAAGCGAGACAAAAGAAGAUACUUCACCAAAGAAGAAAAAGAAAAAAUUAAGGCAGAGAGAAGAGAAGAGCCCAGAUGAUCUGAAAAAGAAAAAAGCAAAGGCCGGGAAGCUAAAAGACAAGUCCAAAUCAGACCUGGAGAGCUCCUUGGAAAGUUUAGUUUUUGAUUUAAGGACAAAGAAAAGAAUUUCUGAAGCCAAAGAAGAACUAAAGGAGUCCAAAAAGCCUAAAAAAGAUGAAGUAAAAGAAACAAAGGAAUUAAAGAAAGUUAAAAAGGGUGAAAUAAGAGAUUUAAAGACGAAAACAAGAGAAGAUCCCAAAGAAAAUAGAAAAACAAAAAAAGAAAAAUGUGUCGAGUCCCAGGUGGAAUCUGAAUCAAGUGUACUUAAUGAUUCUGCCUUUCCAGAGGAUGACAGUGAAGGGCUACAUUCCGACAGCAGAGAAGAGAAACAAAACACUAAAACUGCGAGAGAGAGAGCAGGGCAGGACACAGGGCUGGAGCAUGGCUUUGAGAAGCCGCUAGACAGCGCCAUGAGUGCUGAGGAGGACACCGACGUCAGAGGCAGGAGGAAGAAGAAGACCCCGAGAAAGGCUGAGGACACGAGAGAGAGCAGGAAGCUCGAGAACAAGAACGCUUUCUUAGAGAGGAAAACUGUGCCUAAGAAGCAGAGGAAUCAAGACAGAGGCAAAAGUGCUGCAGAGUCAGAGAAGCUGAUGCCUGUGUCUGCCCAGACGCCAAAGGGCUGGAGGUUGAGCGGGGAAGAGAGAGGCUUCUGGUCCACUGACUCAGCCGAGGAGGACAAAGAGACCAAAAAAACUGAAUCCAAAGAAAAAUAUCAGAAAAGGCACGAUUCUGACAAGGAAGAAAAAGGCAGAAAAGAGCCAAAAGGAUUAAAGACACUUAAGGAAAUCAGAAAUGCAUUUGAUUUAUUUAAAUUAACUCCAGAAGAAAAAAAUGAUGUUUCUGAGAAUAAUCGGAAAAGGGAAGAAAUACCACUGGAUUUUAAAACCACAGACGAUCACAAAACCAAGGAAAACAAACAGUCACUUAAAGAGAGGAGGAACACCCGAGACGAAACGGACACUUGGGCAUACAUUGCUGCAGAAGGCGAUCAGGAGGCUUCAGACAGCGUGUGCCCAGCAGAGGAGAAUUCGGAUGGCAGGCAGCAGAUUCUGAGUCUGGGCAUGGACCUGCAGUUGGAAUGGAUGAAGUUAGAAGAUUUCCAAAAGCACCUUGAUGGGAAAGAUGAGAAUUUUGCUGCAGCAGAUGCAAUUCCAAGUAAUGUGUUAAGGGAUGCUGUAAAAAAUGGGGAUUAUAUUACUGUAAAAGUUGCACUUAAUUCAAAUGAAGAAUAUAACCUGGACCAAGAGGAUUCUAGUGGAAUGACACUGGUGAUGCUUGCCGCCGCGGGAGGGCAGGACGACCUCCUGCGACUCCUCAUAACAAAAGGCGCGAAAGUGAACGGUCGGCAGAAAAACGGGACCACCGCCCUCAUUCAUGCCGCAGAGAAGAACUUUUUAACAACAGUGGCUAUUCUUUUGGAAGCGGGAGCUUUUGUCAACGUCCAGCAGAGCAAUGGUGAGACCGCACUGAUGAAGGCCUGUAAAAGAGGAAAUUCAGACAUUGUACGACUUGUGAUUGAAUGUGGAGCUGACUGCAACAUUUUGUCAAAGCACCAGAACAGUGCCCUGCACUUCGCGAAGCAGUCUAACAACGUGCUUGUGUACGACUUGCUGAAGAGCCAUUUAGAGACACUUUCAAGAGUAGCAGAAGAGACAAUAAAGGAUUACUUCGAAGCUCGCCUUGCUCUGCUGGAACCAGUGUUUCCAAUCGCAUGUCAUCGACUCUGUGAGGGGCCAGAUUUUUCAACAGAUUUCAAUUACAAACCCCCACAGAACAUACCAGAAGGCUCUGGCAUCCUGCUGUUUAUCUUCCAUGCAAACUUUUUGGGUAAAGAAGUUAUUGCUCGGCUCUGUGGACCAUGUAGUGUACAAGCUGUAGUUCUGAAUGAUAAAUUUCAACUUCCUGUUUUUCUGGACAGUCAUUUUGUUUACUCAUUCAGCCCUAUUGCAGGUCCCAAUAAACUCUUCAUAAGGUUGACAGAAGCACCCUCUGCCAAGGUUAAGUUGCUAAUAGGUGCAUACAGAGUGCAGCUGCAGUGACCAAACAUCAGGGAUUGGGUGGAGUUCUCUUCAGACCCAUUCCUACACUCUCUCUGACAGUAGUUUGGAAUUCUCCUAGCACAUCUAUGUAAAGUUUGUCUGUAAACCUCUUGCAGUUAA